AUGGAUCAAUCAGUCCAGCGGUUUCUGAAUGAUAAGCUCUACGACAGGAGGAAGCAAGGAGCCUUGGAACUUGAGAAAAUUGUUCGCGACGCCGUUUUCCAGGGUGACCAGGAGAAAAUUCGGAAGAUCGUUGAGCAGCUCUGCCACGAUUAUGCUUACGCAGUGCACCAACCCCACGCCCGCAAUGGAGGAUUAAUCGGACUGGCUGCUGCCUCGAUUGCCUUGGGAUCGGAAGGAGUUGCGCCGUACUUGGGUGAGAUUGUGCCGCCGGUCCUCGCAUGCUUCUCCGACCAAGAUGCGCGAGUUCGCUACUACGCAUGCGAGAGUAUGUACAACAUUGCAAAAGUUGCCAAGGGAGAAAUAUUGUUGUUUUUCAAUGAGAUUUUUGACGCGCUGGCGAAGCUCGCAUCUGAUUCGGAGUUAUCAGUCAAGAACGGCGCAGAGCUUCUCGAUCGCCUGGUGAAAGACAUCGUCGCUGAGUCGGCAGCCUCAUAUGUAUCGAUCCUACACUUUUCUGAGAAGGACCCGCCAGACGCAGACAACCAGGAUGACCAGGAAUACCCCAUGGCGUUCUCUCUCGCUCGCUUCAUUCCCUUGCUCCAGGGGCGAAUCCAUGUGGUUCAGCCGUUCACUCGCAACUUCCUUGUCUCGUGGCUAACCCUUUUGGAUACAAUCCCCGAUUUGGAGCUUGUGAGCUAUUUACCAGAAUUCCUCGAGGGGUUGAUCCAGUUCCUUGGUGGGCCCAACAACGAUGUGAACAUCGCAACGCAGGAGUUGCUUGACCGGUUCCUGAUGGAGAUCAAGAGGAUUACAAGAUUGAAGAAGGGGAUUGAAGAAAGCCGGAAAGGCCAGAAAAGCAACAGAAACUCAGUCAACAGCAACACGGAGAGCAAUGUGACAGAGCAGAGAUCCCAGACAGAUGGUGCCCAUGAGGGCAAAUUUGACAGCGCUGUCGCAGACUCGGAGUCAGAGACGAGCCUUGAUGAUGAAAUUGCCCAAGCCGAUGGGGACUGGAUCCCGGGACAAGAUGUACACAUCGACCACCCCAAGAUCCUUAAUAUCCUCGUCGGCUUUGUCGACACUUCGUAUGAUGAGGAAAUGCAGCUGACAGCACUUCGUUGGAUCGAUUCCUUUUUCGAGAUCAGCCCUGAAGAUAUCCUUCCCUUCGUCCCGCGGCUGUUGACUCAGGUACUCCCAGCCAUUUCCAGUGGCUCGGACGGAGUGCGAAAAGCAGCAACCCAGGUCAACACGUCCCUUAUGCAGUACAUCUACUCCCUGUCUGAUGAUACAACUGAAGAGGCUCUGAUACCAGCGUCAAAGAUCCCUUCUGCUACAGCCAGCAAAGAUAUCUUAGAACGAAAGUCUUCCACUCCCGGAAUGAGGCCUUCAGAAACGGCCAGCGGUGAUACGAAGAAGCCAAUAGCACAGGAUAACUCCGUUGCGGCCACACCACGCAGUAGCGUUGUUUCUACGCCGCUGCCUGCUGUCGACCUUGAUUAUGCUGCUGCUGUCAACUCCCUUACUUUACAAUUCCUCAAUGAAAAUGAAGCUACUCGAGUUGCAGCCCUUGUAUGGCUCAUCAUGCUACACCGGAAAACCCCGCGGAAAGUGGUUGCUUUCAAUGAUGGUACCUUCCCGGCUUUGCUCAAAACGCUAUCCGAUCCUUCGGAGAUUGUUGUGAUUAAAGAUCUACAGCUCCUUUCGCAAAUCUCAAGACACAGCGAGGAUACCUACUUCACCUCUUUUAUGGUGAAUCUGUUACAGCUCUUCUCAACAGACAGACAUUUACUCGAAGCGCGCGGUAAUCUGAUCAUCAGGCAGCUUUGUUUGAACUUGAGCCCAGAGCGGAUCUAUCGAACUUUGGCAGAUUGUCUCGAGAAGGAAGAGGAUCUUGAAUUUGCGAGCAUCAUGGUCCAAAACUUGAAUAACAACCUCAUAACUGCGCCCGAGCUCUCGGAGCUGAGAAAGCGCUUGAGGAACCUUGAUUCAAAAGACGGACAAGCCUUCUUCGUUGGGCUCUUUCGAUCAUGGUGCCACAACGCUGUCUCCACAUUCUCCCUCUGUCUUCUUGCGCAGGCCUAUGAGCAGGCUUACAAUCUUCUUCAGAUCUUUGCCGAGUUGGAAAUGACAGUUAAUAUGCUGAUCCAAAUCGACAAGCUGGUGCAAUUACUCGAGUCGCCAGUAUUCACACAUCUCCGCCUCCAACUCCUUGAACCUGAGAAAUACCCCUUCCUCUACAAAUGCCUUUACGGCGUCCUUAUGCUCCUCCCCCAGAGCUCCGCCUUCGCCGCGCUCAAGAACCGUCUGAACAGCGUCAGCAACAUUGGAUUCCUCCACGGCGGACCCCGCAGGUAUAGCUCCCGCCCUGCGCCUUUUGCCAUGAAACUUGCUGAGAACUCCCCCUCCCCUAGCGCCCAAACAGCCCCUACAUCCUUCGACCGCCCCACCGGAGCCCGCCUGAAACCCCGCGACGAGAACGCCAUCCGCUGGGUCGACCUCCUUGACAAGUUCAAGGCCGUCCAGGAACGCGCCCGUCGCUCACAGACCAAUCAGUCUCUGCGGAAUUCCUUCGACCAAACAGGCCCCUUACUCAGCCCCUCCAUCACAGCUGCUCUUUCCGCCGCAGCCACAGAACGCCCCAAGGACCGAUCCGGUCUCCCUGAUGUCCCGCGCGGCGCUCCGGGUGGUCCCACUAACCCUGCUGGCGGGAACGCCGGACUGGGAGGUGCUGCUGGCAAUGUUGCCGGUCGUGCAGUGGAUCCAAAGGCUGGGUCGCCGACGACUUUGGGGUCCGCGCAUAAACAUAAGUCAAGUCUGCCUAAUUUGGGACGGCUGGGCAUUGGAGGACGUAAAUCUAAGAAAUAG
Molecule: messenger RNA, 2865 nt
Organism: Penicillium bovifimosum
Lineage: Eukaryota; Fungi; Ascomycota; Eurotiomycetes; Eurotiales; Aspergillaceae
Product: VAC14 family protein
Exons: 9
Coding region: 1-2865 (954 amino acids)
Biological process (GO): positive regulation of kinase activity; phosphatidylinositol biosynthetic process
Cellular component (GO): endosome membrane; PAS complex; fungal-type vacuole membrane
Source: RefSeq, a predicted model, not a curated record